UCCAGCCAUUUUCCGCAGCGCAGCAGAACCCCGCACAGCCCCAGCAACCAACGGAGGCAAAUCAUAUCCAGAGGCGACCAGUGGGGUUACUAGUUAGUUAGUAGUGCUAUCUAUUGUUUCUAGUAGUUGAGUUGAUCAAGGAGAGAGAGAGAGCUCUACAGUAGACAAUGGUCCCUUCUGUUGGGAGAUUGGUGCCGUCAGUGGCACUGCUCAUUACUAUGAUGAGCAUGUCGUCGCUGAGCCUGGUUACCGCGACAACCUCGACCUCGAUAGUAGCAUUCGACGACGACGAGGAUGUCCCGAGCAGGAUUUUCCUGCGAGGAGGAGUGCUGCAUUCGCCUCCGUUUGCCUUUGUGGAUAAGGAUCCUGAGACGGGAGAAGCUAGCUUUCGUGGCUUCCAGCUUGACUUGCUGGAACGCCUGAAAAUCUUUGCUUACCAAGACGACGGCAUUGAAUUGCACGUGGAAUUGUUCGAGGCACCCGACUUUUAUACCGAUGCCUUUAACCUGAUUGCCAACGAUUGCAACCGUACCAACGGCCGUGGUCAUUGCGACACGUUCGAUUUCAUGUUGGCCGAUUUCUACUCCAAUCCCGAACGGUUCCUGCGUGCCGAUUUGACGCAUCCGUGGCUCCGGAGUACGGCCACCACCAUCAAGUACCUCGAGAAGAAGGAAGGCAGUCCGGACUACACGACGCUCGCAGAAGCCGAAGAUGCCGGAGCCACCGUCUGCACUCCCAAAGGCACUUUCAUGGAAGCCUUUGCCUGGACGAAAUAUCCACGCGGGAUUUACAUUAGUUGUGAAAUGAACAAGAAGGAAUGUAUCAAACUGCUCAAAGCGGGAAACUGCUCGUUGUUUGUCUACGAUGAACUCAUUCUCCAUUACUGGGCAUCCCAAGACUACACACUGCAUGUGACACGGGAAUCCUUUUCCACUCAGUAUGUUGUAUGGCCGUUGAGGCAAUCACUGCCACGCAGAACCUCGACCUUGAUGAAUAAAUGGAUCUUGACGGCACUCCAAAAUGGGACUCUGGACGAACUCUACUUUCAGUAUUUUCGAAAUCAAUUGUGCCCCCAGGGAACCGCUGGAGUCAACUGUGAAUUGCCGUGUGAUCCAGACCACGGAGAAGCCAAUUCCAGGGGCGAAUGUAUCUGCGAAUCCAUCAAAUGGACCGGAGAUGAUUGCAGCAGUGAAGUACCGGAAGAAUUGAACUUGCUCCCCAAAGACUUGAUCGUCGUCACCUCGAUCAUGGUAGCACUCAGCUUUCUUGUGGCUGCGGGGUGUGCUGCAUGGGUCGUUCACAAUCGAAACAGAGCCACAAUCAAAGUCACACAGCCGAGCUUCUUAUUGUUGGUUCUAUUUGGCUGCGUCGUGUCUACAUCAACAAUCAUUGCCAUGGCACAAGAAGAUCCUGGAGAUGGCCCAGUGCCUGCCUGUAUGGCUAUACCGUGGCUAUACAGUGUGGGAUUCUGCAUCACCUUUGGAUCUUUGUUUGCCCGCAUCCGGCGCAUUCACGCUGUGUUGCAGUAUGCUGCAGAAUUGACCACUGUCAUUGUGUCCACCAAAGACACGGUGCUAACAAUUGGCCUGGUCUUGUUGGUGGAUGUGGUGAUUCUGACCACAUGGACUAUCGUAGACCCACUGGAAUGGACCAGGGUGGUGACCAGCACUGAUGUCUUUGGCAAUGCACUCGAGUCAGAAGGUUACUGUCAGUCAGAGUACUGGGUGGUCUUUGCUGGCAUUAUUGGGGUGGUUCACUUGCUUCUGAUGGGCACUGCUUGCUACAUGUGCUAUCUUGCUAGAUCAAUCCCCAACAGCAUAUCCAAUAACAAGUUUAUUGGCAUUGCGAUGUUCAGCAAUCUGCAAAUUUUCUUGAUUGUGGUUCCUGUCCUCUUGAUCAUGGGAUCAGAACCUCAGGCAAGCUUCUUUGUCAAGUCGGUGGCUAUUUGGAUCAAUGAUUUUGUGGUGGUGAUUUUGAUUUUUGGGAACCUCAUUUUUAGAGUGUACCUCUUUGACAAAGAGAGGAAGCAAAAGAGCAACAGGAAUCUUUCGAUUAUGGAGAGCAAGGUGGCUAUUCGGUCAAACAUUGUUGCCUUUGCCGAGAGGGCCAAGAGUGCCUCGUUGUAUCUUGAGGAGCAGUCAGAGUCGCAACACUCCACCCCUUCCAGGAGGCGGUCGACUGUGCGUUUCUCCAUUGCUGGGGAACCAGAUCAGCUCACGCAUGAGCUUUCGUCGUCUCAUAUGAGCGUUGAAAGGGAUGCCCUCAACGACGAAGGCAGUCAGGGGAGCUGCGAACCUAGAGAACACAACUCGUCAACAAACAACAAUGAUUGCGAAGAAGGGGAAGUUGGGCAGAGCGCAGCGGCAAUCGCCGUAGUUGCGUCGCGACGAAUGUCGAAGGGAAGCGCAAUCAAAGAUCCCGAGAAUGUUGGACUGAGCGGUGCGGCUGCUGUGUCGUCGCGAAAACUCCUGCGAGGUUGUUCGGAAAGCAAUGUCAUCUCAAUACAAGCAACUUACAAUACGCCAUCACCUGGACAGGGCACCAAACAUGCAAGACGGAGAGACAUGGUCACAGUUUCGGAGCCGAACUUGAUACAGGACAGACCGCAAAGAGACGUGCUGUGUCACAUGAAACAAGUGCCACCGAGAUGGCGUGACAUGAUACCAUCCCAAGAGGGGCUACUGGGCGACGAAACUGACGACAACGCUUUGCGUCACAUGAAGCAGGCACCAGGACGCCAAAAUGUGGUCGUAUCCGACGACAACGUUUUGCGCCACAUGAAGCAGGCACCGGGAAGCCAAAAUGUGGUCGUAUCUCAAGGGCUGCUUGGAGAUGAAAGUGACCUAGAAGCCUUGCGCCACAUGAAGCAAGCUCCUGCAAUUCUAGCUGUGGUGUCGCCGCGAGGGCCCCGAGGACUGUUCGACGAAGAAAGCGACAGAGAAGCCUUGAGGCUCAUGAAGCAAGACCCACCAAUGCAAGGAACAAUCUCACAGCCAGGCAGGGGAGGGCUCCUGGACGGGGAAGACGAUGAAGCUGCUCUGCGACAUAUGAAACAGGCCCCGCCAAUCCGAGGUGCUGUCAUGACACAUCGAGGUCCUCGAGGGUUGCUAACGGAUGAUGCCGACUAUAGAGCUCUCCUCCACAUGAAACAAGCCCCGCCUAGUCAAAGCAGCGGUUCGUGGAAAGAGCACGCGUUGUCAAAGCAAGCCAAGGAGACAUCCAUACAGCCACAAGCAGCAUCGAAAGAGGCUGGCGAAUCGUCGGUGGAGCGAGCUCCAUCAGACAAUGACGAUGAAUCGCAGGGGGGAGGUGCCUCGAUGGAAGGCGGCAGAAAAUCUUCCAAUGAUUUCCCCGCUUCAUGAUAUCGUUUGCCCCCGAGCAAGAAACCUGGCCAGCCAGGUCGUGGGGCCGAGAGUGGCGGUUUAUGCGCAGCAACAAAUACUCGUGAUGGAUUUCGCGAAAUCGUGCUCUGCAACAUGGUGGUCUACUGGAUUCGAUUCCGGAGGACCCUCAAGCCACUCGCUCAGAGAGAUUCGAUUCAGUCGAUUGCUAGAUGUGGCGCGACUCGGAAUCGAAUGAUUCAAUCGAAAGACCACCGUUUUAUCAAUGCAAUUCCUGGAGAGGAGCUCGGAAAGUUUAAAGUGUAGCAACGGACGGAGCUCUUAGAACUCUCGAAAUUCGAGGAAGCAGCGUUGUGCAUGCGGUAGCAUGGUUAAUAGAAUCUAGGUACUUCUCGUACUGUACAAACUGGCUUGUUCUGUUAUGCAACUUCUGGUGACCACAUACGAUGUGCUACAUGUACUAUUAGUUCAGUCACUUUUUGCU
This is a messenger RNA of Seminavis robusta, 3825 nucleotides long. NCBI's taxonomy places the organism in Eukaryota, Bacillariophyta, Bacillariophyceae, Naviculales, Naviculaceae. The record is from the annotation of a GenBank genome assembly.